AUGGAUUUCAUCAAGACCAGUUCCCCCGCGUGCUCUGAACUGGUCCAGACAGCCUUAUCGAGCAUUCGCGUCCUGAGCCGCGCACGCCGGCCGAUCGAGGAACGAACAUACCGCGACCGUGCCGCGCAUAUCAUCCGCGUCCCGCUAAGGCCACGGCCGAUCCCACGUACUGACCCGGGAGGCAUCGUCCCGCGGUCGGCCAACGCACUUCCACACGCCACCAUCCGUGCACGACCGUGCCGCGAGAACAGAACAGGAAGGCAAAGCUUCGCGGCCGCGCGGCACAACCCAUGUACCGCAGCCGACCCAUCCGCGCGAACAGGAAGGCAUCGUCCCGUGACCGGCCAAGUUUCAUCGGCCAAAACUUAUCCAUCCGUUUGA
Molecule: messenger RNA, 381 nt
Organism: Microthlaspi erraticum
Lineage: Eukaryota; Viridiplantae; Streptophyta; Magnoliopsida; Brassicales; Brassicaceae
Source: the annotation of a GenBank genome assembly